Messenger RNA from Lycium ferocissimum, 6736 nucleotides. RefSeq names its product DExH-box ATP-dependent RNA helicase DExH12-like. Gene Ontology annotation, cellular component: nucleus. The record is from RefSeq and is a predicted model, not a curated record. Gene Ontology annotation, molecular function: ATP hydrolysis activity; ATP binding; nucleic acid binding. NCBI's taxonomy places the organism in Eukaryota, Viridiplantae, Streptophyta, Magnoliopsida, Solanales, Solanaceae.
GUACUUUUAGAUUUCUGAUUGAUUGAAGAUGUCAGACGGUGGUGGUGGUGCAGAGGCACAUGCACGUUUCAAACAGUAUGAUAAUCGUGCCAAUGCCAGUCUUGUUCUAACAAGUGAUUCUCGUGGCCCACGAGACACACAUGAACCCUCUGGUGAACCCGAGUCUUUGUUUGGAAAAAUCGAUCCUAGAUCGUUUGGUGAUCGUGUUUUUAAAGGUAGACCUGAGAGGGUUAGGAAGAAGAAGAAGCAAGUUGACUAUGACCCCAAUAGGCCGUGCAAGAAGAGGAGACGAAUUCAUGAAGAAAGUGUCCUUACUUCGACAGAGGAAGGGGGUGUUUACCAGCCAAAAACUAAGGAAACUAGGGCUGCUUAUGAGGCAAUGCUCAGUAUGAUUUAGCAACAAUUAGGUGGACAGCCCCUCAACAUUGUGUGUGAGGCAGCGGAUGAGAUUUUGGCUGUGCUAAAGAAUGAUUACUUCAACAACCCCGACAAGAAAAAGAAAAUCGAGAAGUUGUUGAAUCCCAUAUCCAUCCACGUAUCUAAGCAGUUGGUCUCGAUUGGAAAACUCAUCACUGACUAUCAUCAAGGUGAUGGUGAUGUUGUAGUCGAUGGUGAUGAAGCUCUCGAUGAUGAUGUUGGUGUAGCAGUUGAGUUUGAGGAGAAUGAAGACGAAGAUGAUGAAAGUGACCUUGAUGUGGUGCCGGAGGAUGAAGAGGAGGAUGACGAUGUGCUGGAAGCUAAUGGUGCUGGCACUAUGUAUAUGGGCGGUGGCAUUGAUGAUGUUGAGACACAGGAACUUGAGGAGGGAAUGGCCUUGAAUGUUCAGGAUAUAGAUGCUUAUUGGCUUCAAAGAAAGAUUUCUCAAGCUUAUGAGCAGCAGAUCGAUCCACAACAGAGUCAAAUACUUGCUGAGGAGGUUCUUAAAAUACUCGCUCAAGGUGAUGACCAUGAAGUGGAAACCAAGCUGCUGGUGCAUCUGCAAUUUGAGAAGUUCAGUCUCAUAAAGUAUCUUUUGCGAAACCGGCUGAAGGUAGUGUGGUGUACUCGUCUUGCAAGGGCUGAAGACCUAGAAAAGAGGAGGAAAAUUGAAGAAGAAAUGAUGGGUUUAGGGCCAGACCAUGCUGCAAUAUUAGAACAGUUGCAUGCUACUAGGGCAACUGCAAAAGAGAGACAAAGCAAUUUGGAGAAAAGCAUUAGGGAAGAAGCUAGGCUGCUUAAAGACGAGACUGGAGUAGAUGGUGACGUGAAAAGGAAGGGACAUGCUGAUAGGGAUCUUGAUAAUGGUUGGUUGAUGGGUCAGCGUCAGUUGCUCGAUCUUGACAGCCUUGCCUUCCAUCAGGGUGGCUUAUUCAUCGAAAAUAAAACACGUCAGCUUCCGGUGAUAUCUUAUAGGUCUCAUAUGAAGGGUUACGAGGAAGUUCAUGUGCCAAGACUGACGCCUAAGCCAUUAUCUCCCGGCGAAGAACUUGUUAAGAUCUCUUCCCUUCCAGAGUGGGCACAGCCAGCUUUCAGUGGGAUGGCCCAAUUGAACAGGGUGCAGAGCAAAGUAUAUGAAACUGCCCUAUUUUCCCCUGAAAAUAUUUUACUGUGUGCUCCCACUAGAGCUGGAAAGACUAAUGUAGCUAUGCUCACUAUACUUCAACAAAUCGGAUUGCACUGUAACGAAGAUGGAUCUUUCAACCAUAACAAUUAUAAGAUUGUCUAUGUAGCGCCCAUGAAAGCCCUAGUCGCUGAAGUAGUUGGCAAUCUCUCUAGGCGUUUGGAACACUGUGGUGUCAGUAUGAAAGAAUUGAGUGGAGAUCAAACACUAACUCGUCAGCAGAUUGAAGAAACUCAUAUUAUUUUGACAACCCCGGAGAAAUGGGAUAUCAUAACCCGAAAGUCAGGUGCUCGCACCUAUACACAACUUGUUAAACUUCUUAUCAUUGAUGAGAUACAUCUUCUGCAUGACGACAGAGGUCCUGUUUUGGUAAGUAUAAUUGCAACAACUAUUAGACAGAUUGAGACCACGAAAGAUCAUAUCCGGCUAGUUGGAUUAUCAGCAACUUUCCCAAAUUAUGAGGAUGUGGCUGUGUUUUUGAGAGUUGAUCUGAAGAAGGGCCUCUUCUAUUUUGAUAAUAGUUACAGACCUGUCCCAUUGGCUCAACGGUAUAUUGGAAUCACUGUUAAGAAGCCGUUGCAGAGAUUCGAACUGAUGAAUGAUGUUUGCUAUGAGAAGGUAAUCAGUGUGGCGGGAAAGCAUCAAGUGCUUAUUUUUGUACAUUCCAGGAAGGACACCACUAAAACAGCUUGCGCAAUACGAGAUUCUGCACUUGCUAAUGACACACUCAGUAAGUUUUUGAAGGAGGAUAGUUUAGCUCGGGAAAUUCUUCACUCUCAAACAGAGCUUGUUAAGAGCAAUGAUCUCAAAAAUCUUUUACCUUAUGGUUUCGCAAUUCAUCAUGCGGGCUUGGUUAGGACCGAUCGUCAACUUGUGGAGGAACUUUUUGCUGAUGGCCAUGUACAAGUUUUGGUUUCAACAGCAACCUUAGCUUGGGGUGUCAAUUUACCUGCACAUACUGUCAUUAUAAAAGGCACCCAGAUAUACAACCCUGAAAAAGGAGCCUGGACUGAACUCAGUCCCCUUGAUGUCAUGCAGAUGCUUGGCCGUGCUGGAAGGCCUCAGUAUGACGCUUAUGGCGAAGGAAUCAUCAUAACUGGACACAGUGAGAUGAGAUACUAUCUUUCUUUGAUGAAUCAGCAGCUUCCUAUUGAAAGUCGGUUUAUAUCUAAGUUGGCUGAUCAGUUGAACGCAGAGAUUGUCCUUGGGACGGUGCAGAAUGCCAAAGAGGCAUGCAAGUGGCUCCUCUAUACUUACCUCUAUGUUCGGAUGGUGCGAAAUCCCACUCUUUAUGGUCUUGCUGCUGAUGCUCUCAAAAGUGACUAUACUCUGGAGGAAAGGCGUGCAGACUUGGUUUAUUCUGCAGCUACAUUACUGGACCAAAACAACCUGGUUAAGUAUGACAGAAAAAAUGGAUAUUUCCAGGUGACUGACUUGGGUCGCAUUGUUAGCUAUUACUAUAUAACUCAUGGGACGAUUUCCACAUUCAAUGAGCACUUGAAGCCGACAAUGGGUGAUAUUGAGCUGUGUAGGCUCUUCUCUCUCAGUGAGGAGUUCAAAUAUGUAACGGUAAGGCAAGAUGAGAAAAUGGAAUUGGCAAAGCUUUUGGAUCGUGUUCCCAUUCCAGUCAAAGAGAGUCUUGAGGAGCCUAGUGCCAAGAUCAAUGUUCUACUGCAGGCAUAUAUUUCACAGCUGAAGCUUGAAGGGUUGUCUUUGUCAUCGGAUAUGAUUUAUGUAACUCAGAGUGUUGCACGUCUGAUGCAAGCGCUUUUUGAGAUAGUUCUGAAAAGAGGAUGGGCUCUAUUAGCUGAGAAGUCUUUGAAAUGGUGCAAGAUGAUAAGUAAGAGGAUGUGGAGUAUGCAGACACCGCUUCGCCAAUUCAACGGCAUCCCAAAUGAAAUCUUAGUGAAAUUGGAGAAGAAAGAUUUGGCUUGGGAUCGGUAUUAUGAUCUUUCAUCACAAGAGUUGGGGGAACUUAUCCGUUUCCCAAAGAUGGGAAGAACACUUCACAAGUUCAUUCAUCAGUUUGCAAAGCUCAACCUUGCAGCACAUGUUCAGCCAAUUACCCGCUCGGUUCUGAGGGUAGAAUUGACUAUUACACGAUUCCAGUGGGAGGACAAGGUCCAUGGUUAUGUAGAACCUUUCUGGAUUAUUGUGGAAGAUAAUGAUGGGAUCUAUAUUCUUCAUCAUGAAUACUUCAUGCUUAAGAAGCAGUACAUUAAUGAGGACUAUACUUUGAACUUCACAGUCCCAAUUUAUGAACCAUUGCCUCCUCAAUACUUUCAUUCGUGUUGUGUCCGAGACAUAGACACAGGGUCCCAAACUGUUUUACCAAUUUGUUUCAGGCACAUGAUUUUACCAGAGAAGUAUCCUCCUCCCACAGAGUUACUAGACUUGCAACCUCUGCCAGUUACUGCGUUGAGGAAUCCAGCUUAUGAAGCACUUUAUCAAGAGUUUAAGCAUUUCAAUCCAGUUCAGACUCAGGUUUUUACAGUCUUGUACAACUCAGAUGACGACGUUUUGGUUGCAGCUCCAACUGGUAGUGGGAAGACCAUUUGUGCUGAAUUUGCCAUAUUGAGGAAUCAUCAGAAAAGUCCUGGUAUCUUACGUGCAGUGUAUAUAGCUCCCCUUGAAGCCCUUGCUAAGGAGCGGUACAGUGAUUGGAAGAAGAAAUUCGGAGAUUCUCUUGAUGGUCAGUUAAUUGUAAGCACGCCUGAGAAAUGGGACGCUUUAUCUCAUCGCUGGAAACAGCGAAAACAUGUUCAGCAAGUAAGUCUUUUUAUCGUUGAUGAACUGCACCUGAUUGGUGGCCAAGGCGGUCCUGUGUUGGAGGUGAUUGUCUCUCGGAUGCGAUAUAUCUCAAGCCAGGUCGAGAACAAGAUUCAAGUUGUUGCGUUGUCGACUUCUCUGGCUAAUGCCAAGGAUUUGGGGGAAUGGAUUGGGGCUACGGCUCAUGGUCUUUUCAACUUUCCUCCAGAUGUAAGGCCUGUGCCGCUGGAAAUACAUAUUCAGGGUGUUGAUAUUGCUAACUUUGAGGCUAGGAUGCAAGCCAUGACAAAGCCCACGUACACAGCAAUAGUACAGCAUGUAAGGAUGGGAAAACCAGCAAUAGUGUAUGUCCCCACGAGGAAGCAUGCACGCCUCACUGCAGUGGAUCUGAUGACUUACUCAGAUAUGGAAAGUGAAGACACACCCGUGUUUUUGCUGCAGUCCGGAACGGAGCUAGAGCCUUUUGUGGAGAGGAUCAACGAGCCCAUGCUAAAAGAGACACUUAAGUAUGGUGUUGGCUACUUGCACGAAGGAUUGUCUGGCACAGAUCAGGAUAUAGUGAAGACAUUGUUUGAAACUGGAUAGAUUUAAGUAUGUGUAAUGAGCAGCACAAUGUGUUGGGGACUGCCCAUCUCUGCCCAUGUGGUGGUGGUUAUGGGAACUCAGUACUAUGAUGGUACGGAAAAUGCGUACAGUGAUUAUCCAGUGAGUGAUUUGUUACAGAUGAUGGGUCAUUCCAGUCGACCUCUUGUAGAUAGCUCCGGGAAGUGUGUCAUCCUCUGCCAUGCACCACGCAAGGACUACUACAAGAAGUUCUUAGACGAAGCGUUCCCAGUAGAGAGCCAUUUGCAACACUAUCUCCACGACAAUUUCAAUGCAGAGGUGGUUGCUGGUGUUAUUCAGAACAAGCAGGAUGCUGUGGAUUACCUUACAUGGAUAUUUAUGUACAGAAGGCUCACUCAGAAUCCAAACUACUACAAUCUACAGGGUGUUGGUCACAGGCAUCUUUCGGAUCACCUCUAGGAGCUGGUGGAGAAUACUCUCAGUGACUUGGAGUCGAGCAAAUGUGUUGCUGUGGAAGAUGACUUAUUUCUUUCGCCCCUGAAUCUUAGCAUGAUAGCGUCAUAUUAUUAUAUCAGUUACACUACAAUAGAACGUUUUAGCUCUUCUGUGACCUCCAAAACGAAGUUGAAGGGAUUGCUGGAAAUAUUGGCUUCAGCAUCGGAGUAUGAACAGCUGCCGAUAAGACCCGGUGAAGAGGAGUUAAUAAGAAGAUUAAUUAAUCAUCAGCGCUUCUCUUUUGAGAAUCCCAAAUAUGUUGACCCUCAUGUCAAGGCUAAUGCUCUUGCUGCAGCUCACUUCUCCAGGUAAAUGGUGCGUGGGAAUCUAGCUUCUGACCAGCAAGAGGUACUUCUUUCUGCUAUUAGGCUGCUCCAAGCAAUGGUUGAUGUAAUAUCCAGUAACGGAUGGCUGAAUCUGGCACUUCUAGCAAUGGAAGUCAGCCAGAUGGUCACUCAGGGAAUGUGGGAGCGUGACUUUAUGCUUCUCCAACUUCCACACUUCACAAAGGAAUUGGCUAAGAAGUGCCAAGUAAAUCCCGGGAAGAGUAUAGAGACAGUGUUUGAUUUAGUGGAGAUGGAAGAUAACGAGAGGCAUGAGCUCUUGCAGAUGUCAGAGCCACAACUUAUGGAUAUUGCCCGUUUCUGUAACCGAUUUCCGAACGUUGAUUUGACAUAUGGGCUGGACGGCGGUAAUGUGAGAGCAGGAGAUGAUGUAAGUUUACAGGUGACUCUUGAGCGAGAUCUUGAGGGUGUAACUGAGGUUGGAGCUGUGUUUGCGCCUAGAUAUCCUAAAUCCAAGGAAGAAGGAUGGUGGCUUGUUGUUGGAGAUACGAAGAGCAACCAAUUAUUAGCUAUUAAGAGGGUUACUUUGCAAAGGAAGUCAAAGAUUAAGCUUGAUUUUGCUGCCCCUGCAGAAGCUGGAACGAGGAUGUACACACUCUAUUUUAUGUGUGAUUCUUAUCUAGGUUGUGAUCAGGAAUAUACUUUUUCACUUGAAGUAAAAGAGGGCUGAAGAUGACAGUUGAAGGGAGCGGUUUAGCUUUACUCUUCUGUAGCUUGCUCUAGCUGCUCGACACACUCUUAUAGACAAUCCACUUGGACUAAGUGCCAUGCUUUAUCUUACUUUAAUUCCGUCCCGGAUGACUUGUUUCAUGAACUAGUGUUGUUUUCAUGGUAUUUGGGAUUUUUUGUGAUCACUUGCUUAUAUCCUAUUAAAUCAGAAUCAAUCAAGCCAAAAGCCCCUAUUGCAAAGUUGAUCCACAUGUAACAGAAAGGAAGAUUGAAGUUGAGAUUUUGGUGAAUGCUG